AUGUCCGGCGGCGUACGUUCUUCUCAGCCGCCAUCUUCAUCUAACCCUGUGGUCCCACCCAUACGUCGACACUUGGCGUUUGCCUCAACGAAACCGCCGUUUCACCACUCCGAUUACCGUCGAUUCACUAACAGCGAUAGUAGCUGCGGAAGCGUAGAUCGGGAGGAGGACGCCUUCGUUUUAAGAUCUCCUUCACGGAAGAGAAAGUCGAUGAUGGAUGUGGUUACUACUACUUCUUAUAGUAAUGGAUUCACGAGCUCUGGUUCCUCUAGCAUAUACAACAGUUCCUGUCACACUCCUGUUUCAGCUAAAGGAGGCAGAGUCAACGCUAAGUCAAAGGCUAAAGAGACUCUGUCACUUCCUCAAACACCCAUCUCAAAUGCUGUUGUAGGUUCUCCUGUCACACUAACUCCUUCUGGAAGUUGCCGUUAUGACAGUUCUUUAGGUCUCCUUACGAAAAAGUUUGUCAAUCUAAUUAAACAAUCUAAAGAUGGAACGCUGGACCUAAACCAAGCUGCAGAAACAUUGGGGGUGCAGAAACGACGUAUAUACGAUAUUACUAACGUUUUGGAGGGGAUUGGUCUCAUUGAAAAGCCUUUCAAGAACCGAAUUCUUUGGAAGGGAGUUGAUGAUUCGAGCCCUGGCGAUAUGGAUGCUGAUGUAUCUGUCUUACAGACAGAAAUUGAAAACCUUAACCUCGAGGAGCAAGCGCUAGAUAACCAAAUCAGAGAAAUGGAGGAAAGACUAAGGGAUCUUAGCGAAAAGGAAAAGAACCAGAAGUGGCUGUUUGUAACCGAAGAGGACAUCAAGAGUUUACCGGGUUUCCAGAACCAAACUCUGAUAGCCGUCAAAGCACCUCAUGGCACAACUUUGGAAGUCCCUGAUCCAGAUGAAGCGGGUGACCUCCCCCAGAGGAGAUACAGGAUCAUUCUUAGAAGUACAAUGGGACCUAUUGACGUUUACCUUGUCAGCGAAUUUGAGGAUACGAAUGGGAGUGUUGCACCACCAGCAUGCUUGCCGCCUAUUGCUUCUUGCUCAGGAUCUACAGAAAACCAUGACAUUGAAGCCUUAACUGUUUAUAACACAGAAACUACCAUUGAGCAUCAGAUGUCUCAAGUUCAUGCACAUGCUCAACCCGGCGACACCUCUGAUCUUAAUACCUUGCAGGAGCAAGUUGGAGGAAUGCUUAAGAUUACCCCCUCUAACAUCGAAAAUGAUGAUACAGACUACUGGCUUCUCUCCAAUGCUGAAAUUAGCAUGACGGACAUUUGGAACGCCGACUCUGGUAUAGAUUGGGAUUAUGGAGUAGCUGACGUGAGUAGUCCACCACCGGUAAUGGAUGAAGAAAUAGCCGCAGCAGCUAUUGACUCCACACCAAGAUGA
Messenger RNA from Eruca vesicaria subsp. sativa (arugula), 1383 nucleotides. Lineage: Eukaryota; Viridiplantae; Streptophyta; Magnoliopsida; Brassicales; Brassicaceae. The record is from the annotation of a GenBank genome assembly.